This is a messenger RNA of Aspergillus mulundensis, 1500 nucleotides long. RefSeq lists its product as uncharacterized. Gene Ontology annotation, biological process: transmembrane transport. The record is from RefSeq and is a predicted model, not a curated record. Gene Ontology annotation, molecular function: transmembrane transporter activity. The transcript has 4 exons. Bases 1 to 1500 code for a protein of 499 amino acids. NCBI's taxonomy places the organism in Eukaryota, Fungi, Ascomycota, Eurotiomycetes, Eurotiales, Aspergillaceae.
AUGUCGCUUCGCAGAGCCGAUCGCCGUUACGAGCUAUUUGCCCCUGAAAUGAUCGAAAGCGUCGGCGUACCCCAAUCCGAAGUUGCAAAAUGGGCAGGCCUCACCUCGGCGAUCUCAUCCUUCUCUCAGGCGGCAAUGGCCGUCUACUGGGGCACGGCCUCGGACCGUUUCGGCCGCAAGCCCAUCGUCCUGCUAGGACUCACUGCGACAAUGAUCUUUUCUUUGGCGUUCGGUCUCUCCAAAUCUCUGGUGAUGCUGAUCACCUGCCGCGGUAUGAUCGGGUUCAUGAAUGGUAAUGUUGGGAUUAUUCGGACCAUGGUCGCGGAGAUGGUUCAGGAUAAGGAGCUGCAGCCGAGAGCGUUCAGUAUCAUGCCGAUGGUGUGGACGAUUGGGAGUAUCUUUGGCCCGUCGUUUGGAGGCUCUCUUGCAAGGCCGACGGAGAAGUUUCCCGAGAUUUUUGGCAACUCGAGCUUUUUCAAGGAGUAUCCAUUUCUCCUGCCCAAUCUGGUUUCUGGGUUCUUUUUUGUCAUUGGUAUCUCCACGGGGUUCUUGUUUCUUCAUGAAACUUUACUGUCGAAACAGGGUCAUCGCGACCCUGGCCUAGUGCUUGGUGAGAUGCUCACUAGCCCUUGCACUGGUCAACGCAGGAAAAGCUCGAAAAAGUUGGAAGACGAUGAGACGACUCCCUUGCUCGGGGAGCGCCAACGUCCCACGAAGCCUCAGGCCGUGGCCGAAGUGAAGAAGCACAGCUGGCGGGAGGUGCUCCGUCCGCAGUCCGCCCUGAUCUUGCUAGCGUAUACCUUGAUGUCAGUGCAUACGAUGGCUUUUGAAUCGGUUCUUCCAGUGUUUCUACAUACACCCGUGCAGUCCCUGCAUGGCAACCCUGACGUAGAACUUCCAUUCAAGUUUGUGGGGGGAUUUGGCAUGGACUCCCAGAGAAUCGGCUUCUUCUACACUAUCACCGGCUGCAUCGGCAUCAUUAUGCAAUUCUACAUCUUCCCAUUCUGCGCAAAGCGUUUCGGCGUCCUGAACUGCGUCAAAGCCUCCACCGCCGUCUUUCCUAUCGUCUACCUCCUAACGCCCUACAUAGCCCUCAUCCCGAAAUCCCUCCAGAAUCCCGCAAUAUGCCUUUUGAUUCUCUCCAAACUUACAGCCUCCAUCUUCAACUUCCCGGGUAUUACAAUCCUGCUCACGAACUCCGCCGGCAGUCUUAGUAUUCUUGGGACGCUGAAUGGUGUGGCUACGAGUAUGAGUGCCGUCGGACGCGCCGCCGGCCCUGCUAUGCUCGGCCCUAUAUUCUCGCUGGGACUCAGGGCCGGAAUUAUUAUCCUGCCCUGGUGGUUUCUCAGUGCUAUCUCUGUGAUUUCGGCGAUCCCAAUACUGUGGAUCGUUGAGGGUGAUGGGUUCCAGCGUCAGGAUAAAGGACAGGACUCGGAUGAGUCGGAGACGGAAAUCGAACAUCAAACUGUUAGUCCGGCGAAGAGCCAGGCCAGGGCUUAG